UCGGUUUUUUCAUGAAAUGUGAUGCCAUUUGAACGGUAAUCAAACAUGCGUUAUGCCAUAUGCCAUAUCAAAUGGUAACGUAUAGAAAUAAAUUUAUGAUAAAAACAAAUGUUUAGAGUAGGAUAAUAAAAUUAAAUGUUCAUUAUCAUUCUCACUGUUUAAUAUCAUGCUUUUGCAAUCUACCCUUCGUGAAUAGAUAGAGAUCGAAGAUGGAUGUAUCAGGAGCUCUUUCACUUGUACAAACUGUCAUAGAAAAGCUAGGUGCACCAAUUUGGAUGAAAAUUGAGUCUGCAUUGGGUGUGGAAUCCCAGCUUGAGAAGCUCAAGGACACCAUUUCUACUGUCCAAGCCGUAUUCCUUGAUGCAGACCAAGAAGAACUGCUGCAGCAACAUCGUCGCAGCCAUGUUGAACGUAACAGGCUUCAAAGACUUAAGGAAGUUCUUUACCGAGCAGAUGAUUUAAUCGAUGAGAUUGCCACUAUUACGCUUCGUAAGAAGCUCACGCCUGGGAACAAUGUCAGUAAAGAAGUAUGUCUUUUCUUCUCUCGCCAUAAUCAGCUUCGAUCUGCUUUUUGUUGGUCACAAGAGAUGGAAUUGAUCAGGGAGAUGCUUGAUGAUAUUGUGAAGGAUCAUCGCCACGAGUUUGGCCCAAGGCACAUUGAGGCUUGGCGGGUGGAUAGGCAUAACCCAAGGGACAAAACUCAUUCUGUUUGUGAGGAAACUAAUAUAAUUGGCAGAGAUAAUGAUAAACAGAAGGUGAUAAACAUGCUAAUAGACAAUUCUUUAGAACGAGAUGUUUCGUUUAUCAGCAUAGUUGGAAUCGGAGGGCUGGGUAAAACCAGUCUUGCUCAAUAUGUAUACAAUGAUGAAUGUGUGAAGAGGGAAUUUCCAUUAAAAAUGUGGGUUUGUGUAUCUGAUGAUUUCAAAUUUGAAUCGGUUCUUCGAGAAAUCUUUGCAGCUAUGAAGCCUAAAACCGAACCAUCGACUAUUGAGGGUGAGGCGAGAGAGCACCAACCCAUGAAGGUUGUUGGGCAAGAACAACCUACAACUAAGCAUGUUUAUCAAGGUGGCCCACUGAAUAUGGAGCAACUCCAGAAGAAUAUUCAGAAAGAACUUAAUGGGAAGAAGUAUCUCUUGGUUUUAGACGAUGUUUGGAUUGAGGAUUACAACACAUGGCAUGAUACAUUGGGAGUUUUGUUAAGAAAAGGUGGAAAGGGUAGCAAAGUCAUGGUGACUACUCGCUCUACAAAGGUGGCGAAUGUUAUAGGAAGUCAGAUACAUACACUAAGAGGCCUCUCAGAUGAUGACUCUUGGAACUUGUUGAAAAAAAUUGCUUUUCAAGGUAAUGAUCAUCAUAUGGAAGAACGUGUAAGGGAAAUCGGAAAAGAGAUUGCUAAAAAGUGUGCCAAUGUUCCGCUUGCUCUAAGGGUUGUUGGAAGUCUUCUCCGAGGGCAGAGUGAAGGUAAAUGGCAAUAUUUUAAAAACAAUGACUUGGCAAGUAUAAAACAGGAAGACAAUGGCAUAUUACCGGUGCUGAAGAUCAGUUAUUAUUAUCUUCCCUUCUAUUUAAAGAGCUGCUUCAAUUAUUGUGCUAUUUUCCCCAAGGAUUACAAAAUUAUGAAGCAUGAUUUGAUCAGUCUCUGGAUGGCUCAAGGCUUCAUUAUGCCGUUAGACGGACAGAGUCUUGAAGAUAUAGGUGAGGAAUAUUUCAGAAUAUUACUCGAACGGUGCUUCUUCCAAGAUGUUGAUAAAGAUGACAUUACUGGUGCAAUUAUAUCAUGCAAAAUGCAUGAUCUGAUUCACGAUGUUGCUAAAGAAGUAGCUGGAACAGAAAUCUUGUCAUUGGAAAGCAGCACAAGUCGUUACAAUGAGAAAACUCGUCAUGUUUUUGUCGAUGAUACAGUCCAGAUAAGCGACGACAUUAGUUUUUUCACCAAGAUGAAAAGGUUGCGUACACUCCUUAACACCAGCCAGUCAUGUGCAAAAUCUGAAGUAUUCUUAUCAAAAGUGAGAUAUUUAAGGGUACUGGAUUUGCAUGGUUUGAAUUUGAAAAUGGUUCCGAGUAUGAUAAGUAAAUUGUUGCAUCUGCGGUAUCUUGAUCUUUCCCAUAACUCCAUACAUCUGUUGCCCGCAUCAAUAACCAAGCUUUAUAACCUGCAAACUUUGAAGUUAAGCGACUGUAAGGAUCUGAAAAGGUUGCCGAGAAACUUGAGUAGAUUAGUUAAUCUGAGGCAUCUAGAUAUAUGUGGUUGCUAUGGUUUAAGACAUAUGCCUCCAGGGAUGAAACAUAUGACAUCACUACGUCAGUUGACGAGAUUUGUAUUAGCCCGUGAGGAAAGGAAAUCUUGCAUUCGGCGGUCAGAUGAUGUCGGUAAGCUCACAGAUUUGGAAAUUUUCAAGAACCAUGCUGACACUAUAGAAGUUAUGGUUAACAAAGGGGUUAGAUUUGAUACAAAUAGAGGCACGGAAUUGGGAUAUUUAUUGAAUGAUCAACACAAAGAUCUUCUUAGGAAAUUCAAUAUUGGUUGGCGUGCUUUAGAAUUGAACGAGAGGAGCGAUGGUGUUGAAGUACUGCUGCAAGGCUUGCAAGUGCACAUUAAUCUUAGAGAGUUGAAGUUGGCUAAGUAUCCUGGUGUGAAAUUGUCAAGCUGGGGGGAACCAUCAAUGGAUCUUAAAAGUUGUUUCCCAAAUCUUGUCGAAAUAACACUCACUUUUUGUAAAAGGUUAGAGCAUCUUCCAUUGAUGAGUCAAUUGCCUUAUUUAAAAAUCCUUCGUUUAGAAGGAUUGACGGAACUGAAGUAUGUGGAGAGUAGUAAGAUUAGUGAAGAAGGAUCUCCGACAUCACCAGAGUUGGUGUUCUUUCCGAACCUUGAAAGGCUUGUACUCUAUAAAAUGCCAAAGUUGAAGGGAUGGUGGAAAGAAGAAUCAGGCGGCAGAAUAGUAGAAAGAGGGACUAGUAAUGACAAUAUUGAAGAGCAAAGCUCGACAGCAGCAGGAGAGAAGCAACCAUUCUCAUACUCAUUCCCUCGCCUUUCAUGUUUAGAUAUUUGGACAUGUCCAGGAAUGAAGACUUUUCCUUUGUGUCCAAAAAUAGAAGAUUUGACAUUGAAAGAGUUCAAUGGAGCACUAGUACCCAUAAUGAGAAGGGGUAAAGAUGGUGGUUCAUAUUCAUCCUCCAAUAAAAAUAGAGAGGGAAGAAGAAUAGGACGAUUAAGAGAAGUUAGGAUAGAUGAUGUGGGAUAUCUUAAUUCUCUGCCUAAGAAAUCUUUCCAUUAUCUAACUCAUCUGCGGAUAUUCUGUAACAAACAAAUAGAGUGUUUGACAACAGCGGAAGCAGGAAAUGUGUUCCAAAGCGGCUGCUUAUCCUCUCUUUGCUCCCUUGAAAUCACAAGUUGCUACAAAUUAAAGAGUGUGUCGGGGCAAAGAGUUUGGGAGCAUCUCACUGCCUUGAAGACCCUGAAAUUGAUGCACCUUAAUGAGUUAGAGUUGGACGAUGAAGAAGAAAAAGAAGCGAAGAGCAGCAGCCAUGGAGAUGAGGAAGAGAAUAUGAAGAAAGUGGUGCCUUGGAGAUUUCUUUCUCAUUCUCUUCGUCACUUGACAUUAAGCAACCUCCCGAAACUGGAGAAACUGCCCAAGGGGAUGCGUCAUUUAACUUCUCUCAAAUCCCUUUCGAUUCAAAUGUGUUCAAGAUUGAAAACAGUGUCGGAAGAGAUUUGCCAUCUCACCUCCUUGCAAUAUCUUGAGUUAAGCAGAAACUCAGACGAAUUGGAGAAAAGAUGCAAAAGGCUGAGUGGCGUUGAAUGGCCCAAAAUCAAUCACAUUCCCAAAAUUCAUAUAUGGUCAUAGAGAUGAUAUAUGCAUACAUACCAACAACAAAGGCAAUAAAAAGUAAGAUGGGAUGGAAUGGAAUUCUGGGUUUUGAAUACGGAAUCAUUCAGGCGCCACUAGGUCCCGACAUUUCUGGUCCAGAGCUUGUUUCUGCUGUUGCUAAUUCUGGUGCUAUUG
This is a messenger RNA of Amaranthus tricolor (Joseph's coat), 4004 nucleotides long. RefSeq names its product putative disease resistance protein RGA3. The record is from RefSeq and is a predicted model, not a curated record. The coding region runs from base 210 to 3845 and encodes 1211 amino acids. Lineage: Eukaryota; Viridiplantae; Streptophyta; Magnoliopsida; Caryophyllales; Amaranthaceae. Gene Ontology annotation, molecular function: ADP binding; protein binding. The transcript has 2 exons. Gene Ontology annotation, biological process: defense response to other organism.